AUGCGUGAAAUCGUUCACUUACAAGCUGGUCAAUGCGGUAACCAAAUCGGUGCCAAGUUCUGGGAAGUUAUCUCUGAUGAACACGGUGUAGAUCCCACUGGUACCUACCAUGGAGAUUCCGAUUUACAACUCGAAAGAAUCAACGUUUAUUAUAACGAAGCCACUGGCGGAAAAUACGUCCCAAGAGCAGUCCUUGUCGAUUUAGAACCCGGAACUAUGGAUUCAGUUCGUUCAGGACCUUUUGGACAAAUCUUCAGACCCGACAACUUCGUUUUUGGACAAAGUGGUGCUGGUAACAACUGGGCUAAGGGCCACUAUACCGAAGGUGCUGAAUUGGUUGAUUCAGUUCUUGAUGUUGUACGAAAAGAAGCCGAAAGCUGCGAUUGCUUACAAGGUUUUCAAUUGACACACUCUCUCGGUGGUGGUACCGGUUCUGGCAUGGGUACCCUUUUGAUUUCCAAAAUCCGUGAGGAAUACCCUGAUCGUAUCAUGAAUACCUUCAGCGUUGUACCUUCUCCAAAAGUAUCCGAUACAGUAGUUGAACCAUACAAUGCAACCCUUUCGGUUCAUCAACUUGUCGAAAACACCGACGAAACUUAUUGUAUUGAUAAUGAAGCCUUGUAUGAUAUUUGUUUCCGUACCUUAAAAUUGACUACCCCAACCUAUGGUGAUUUAAAUCAUUUGGUAUCUGCCACUAUGAGCGGUGUUACAACUUGUCUUCGCUUCCCUGGUCAACUAAAUGCUGAUUUGCGUAAAUUGGCUGUUAAUAUGGUACCUUUCCCACGUUUACAUUUCUUUAUGCCUGGCUUUGCACCUUUGACUAGCCGUGGAAGCCAACAAUACCGUGCAUUGACUGUUCCAGAACUUACACAACAAAUGUUUGAUGCCAAGAAUAUGAUGGCUGCAUGCGAUCCUCGUCAUGGACGUUACUUGACUGUCGCCGCUAUGUUCCGUGGUCGUAUGUCAAUGAAGGAAGUAGAUGAACAAAUGUUGAAUGUACAAAACAAGAACAGUUCAUACUUCGUUGAAUGGAUCCCCAACAAUGUGAAGACUGCUGUUUGCGAUAUUCCUCCACGUGGAUUGAAAAUGUCUUCUACUUUUGUUGGUAACAGCACUGCUAUCCAAGAAUUGUUCAAGCGUGUAAGCGAACAAUUUACCGCUAUGUUCCGUCGCAAGGCUUUCUUGCAUUGGUACACCGGAGAGGGUAUGGACGAGAUGGAAUUCACUGAAGCUGAAUCCAACAUGAAUGAUUUGGUCUCUGAAUACCAACAAUACCAGGACGCUACCGCCGAAGAAGAAGGUGAAUUCGACGAAGAAGAAGAAGGCGAAGGCGAGGAAGCCUAAACGCUAUAACCUCUCUGGUAGUUCUAGUACUCAUAAACCGUGCUAGUUGACGUACAUACUUACGAUCGUAGUGGCUGUAAUAAUAUAUACAUUGAUAUUCCAUUAUUAUGUUUGUACGUCGUAAUUCGUAUAUGUGUAAUUAUGUUAAUCGACUCGUUCAGCAACAGACGAUAACUUUUUGCAGUUAAUUUGUGAGCUGUAAUUCGAUUUUAUUGUAUGUUGUAUCUUUCCCUAUUCGCUGUAGAUAGGCGCUAGAUUCCUAAUAAAGUAAUAUUACAAUAUUUCUAUGACGGCUAUUUAAUGCAGAAUGAAUAAAAUUUACUCUGUUUCU
This is a messenger RNA of Trichoplax adhaerens, 1675 nucleotides long. RefSeq names its product beta-tubulin. The transcript has 4 exons. Gene Ontology annotation, molecular function: GTP binding; structural constituent of cytoskeleton; GTPase activity. Gene Ontology annotation, biological process: microtubule cytoskeleton organization; mitotic cell cycle. The coding region runs from base 1 to 1344 and encodes 447 amino acids. Gene Ontology annotation, cellular component: microtubule; cytoplasm. NCBI's taxonomy places the organism in Eukaryota, Metazoa, Placozoa, Uniplacotomia, Trichoplacea, Trichoplacidae. The record is from RefSeq and is a predicted model, not a curated record.